CGUUCUGCUCAAACAACAAGCUUUGUCUCUUUCCUUCGCGUUUCCUAUCUCUGGCACCUUGUACACAAUAUCUUGAAGAAAAACGCGGUCUACGUAAUUUGUGUUCUAUUUGUUCACCCGAGACCUUGGAACGACUGUGAUACGCGAUCAUAAUGUCUGACGGAGAGGUAGCUCCACCUAUCGCUCACGAAGAGCAGGAAGAGGUUGCACCAAAGGUUGAGGACGCCAAUGCUCCUAUAAACAUCAAGGUGUUGUCAGCGCAGGGCGAAGAAGUGUACUUCAAGAUCAAGCGAAGCACAAAGCUAAGCAAACUACAAACGGCGUAUGCACAUAAAAUAGGGAAGGAAGUUAGCACGAUUCGAUUUUUGUACGAUGGUGAACGUAUCAACGAAGAUGACACGCCUGCGAGCUUGGAUAUGGAAGAGAACGAUACAAUUGAUGUAAUGGUUGAACAGGUCGGAGGCCGUGCAUGAUCUUCUCUGAUUUGGUCUUUCCUUGCUUGUUUCUAUUAUCGCUUUCGUUCAUCUACCUUUUCCCAGCCAUCUGUUACACGUUCGUGAAAGGUUUCCGUGUGUUGCAACAGCCUUUGUUGAUUCUUGAAUUUUGUCGCGUACUAUAAGAGCUUAAAAAAUUCAAAUAAGUUCAUUGGAGGUUUGGUGGACGUGCUGAC
Molecule: messenger RNA, 670 nt
Organism: Fomitiporia mediterranea MF3/22
Lineage: Eukaryota; Fungi; Basidiomycota; Agaricomycetes; Hymenochaetales; Hymenochaetaceae
Product: ubiquitin-like protein
Exons: 5
Coding region: 153-473 (106 amino acids)
Biological process (GO): protein sumoylation
Cellular component (GO): septin ring; nucleus
Molecular function (GO): protein tag activity; ubiquitin-like protein ligase binding
Source: RefSeq, a predicted model, not a curated record